CUUAUAGCUUGCUUGCUUGCUGUAUUUUGCAGCAAAGUAAUAUACUAGGACGUCUGAGUGUGUACACUCGGACACAGUACUCAUAAGUUGUCGCGAGACUACGUGAAAACCUCAUGGCGUAGCAGCAACCGCAGUGCCGACACAACCAUUACAUUAGCAUUCAGUCAACUCCACAAGUAUACGCUUGAUGCGUGUAAAGCAGGUCAAGUUUGGUUGUCAUUUGCCUUACUGUCCCCGGCCUGUCAGCGACCACGGAGGCUGACAGGCAUAAGCGCAUAGAAAUCUUGAGGUACGUUUUUGAUGAUGAACCCGGUGGAGUGCCGCUGCGUGGGGCGCGCCUUGUCGGCACCAUCCGACACGGGCAACAAUGUGCCGACUGCCUUCCCUUCCCCUCCGGCCUCUGACCCUGGCUGGGAUAGCGCGCGACCCAUCUACUGUUUAUGUAGGACCUUAGAAGAUGGUUUGUAGCAGUAUGCAUGAGGGGCGCCACAGGGAGGCCCACAGGAAGCCCGCUCCUGUGCCGCCGCCAAAGCACACCAACGGCCUGUCUGGCCCGCACCGCGACGAGCUGCUGCGGCUGCUGGCGGCAGCUGCUGCGAAUGUAUGCCAACACGAAGUAAAGGGGCAUAAUUGCGAUGAAGACAAAUACCUUGGGUUGCGCUUGCGCCGCACAGAGUCGGGCAGUCGGUGUACGGGCGCUAAGGACUACAUGGCGUACGCGGUGUACCGUGUGGUCAGCGGCCCGUUGCACAACAAAACCAUCCUGGCCUACCAGGGCAGCAGCUGCGACGCCCACCUCGUGCAGGAUUUCAAGCAGAUGCUGGGGCGGUUUAAAUCUGUAGCCGACAAAGCCGAGGCGGUUUAUGAGGACGUGGGUCCCGACUUCAUCACUGGCCACUCGCUUGGCGGCUGCAUUGCCGAGGUGGUGUGCUCCAGGACCGGCUGCCGUGGCGCUGCCUUCAACUCGCCCGGGCCCUGGUCGUCAGAACCUGACCACUGUGUGGUGGACGGAGACAAGCACGGCGGGGCUGAGUUCGAGAUCCACCUUGCGGUCGCGGACCCACUGGUCGCCCUCGCCAACUCGAACGCGGGCCGGCGCCCUCAUGGCCAUAUUGGCAGCGAGCAGAGCGGCGCCGUGCACUGGCACUUUGCCAUUAGCGGCUUGCACAGCAUGGAUGCCAUGGUAAACGACCUGGGGCACCUGUAAGGCGGGGCCGGGGCGGGUGGGACAGCACGCUACAUGCGGUGGACUGGCAGUGAGGUGGGAUCAGGGCGUGCAGCGUGAGCGAGUAAAAAUCAGUUCGAUAGCCAGCGUGUAUGAGCGAAGCCUCCGUACUGCGCGCCGUAUUCAUGCAAUGUGUAUUUGUCAAACUGCUGACCCAGACAGUCAUCCCAUGUAGGCGUUAGAUAGCACGCAGAGUAGCACUAGCUGAUGGAUGACCAGGCAUAGCAGGGCAGGCACUGGCUUAUUAUGGCUUCUGGUGUGAGAGCACAAACGCUGCUGGGUAGUACUGAUGACGGGGCACCCUUGGGUGUAUUAAUCCUAACUCAUUCUUGUAGCGUCCGUACUUGGGAAGCACGCGGAAAUCAUACCGUGUUAUGUGAGCCAUUGGGCUUUCGAGGAUGCGAGUUACUAGACAUGCGGGGGCCUUCCUCGACUGCCCCCGGACUGCCUAAAGCCUGACUACCGGUACUUGUCUCCUUGUGUUACGAAUGACGCUUAGCGGCUGCGAGUGCGAUUGGGAUUCAGGCCCCAUCGAGCUUGACACAGUUUACUGGUUCAUUGCCAUGCGGGUGCGGAGAUGCAGACACCAGUGCGAUCGUAAAGCGGGUCGCGUAAAUGCUCCCGACCAUGGGGCCGGAGACGGCCAGGACGCGCGGAGCACGGCAGUGCUAUACUGCUAUGCUAGAAGUCAGGAGGCUUGAUUGCCGCAGGCCGGGAUGUGUGAGUGCCGUCGUUAGAGGCUGCUUGUGCCCUUGCCUCGCCACAGUCGCCAGUGCUUUGUUUCACCGCUGCACGUCAAUGGGUCACAGUGACUGGUGUAGGGCGGGAAGCGUCUGCGUGCAGCUGUGCUCUUUCAGGCCGACUAGUUGCUGCUUGGUAACCCCAAGGGCGGCGACUUGCUUGGCAAAUCGGCGA
This is a messenger RNA of Chlamydomonas reinhardtii, 2140 nucleotides long. RefSeq lists its product as uncharacterized. The record is from RefSeq and is a predicted model, not a curated record. The transcript is spliced from 5 exons. The coding region runs from base 458 to 1207 and encodes 249 amino acids. NCBI's taxonomy places the organism in Eukaryota, Viridiplantae, Chlorophyta, Chlorophyceae, Chlamydomonadales, Chlamydomonadaceae.